Molecule: messenger RNA, 1389 nt
Organism: Maudiozyma saulgeensis
Lineage: Eukaryota; Fungi; Ascomycota; Saccharomycetes; Saccharomycetales; Saccharomycetaceae
Source: the annotation of a GenBank genome assembly
AUGAGUAGCAUAGAGACUAACGGUGUCACAUCAGUGACGAAGAAACGUCGUGGUUCAACCCAUAAGAACCUAUUUGAUUCAGAUCUCUACAGCAUCCCUAACGAACCAAACAGUUUAUAUCAACAAAGGAAAGCUGAAAAGUUACGGAACACACAUUAUCAAAGCCAUGGGUCUGUCUCAAGUCAGUUAGCUGACUUGUGGAAGUCAUUAAUUUCUUUUGUUCCAAAAGAAUACACUAACCAAUACGAUAAAGAUUUUUGGCCAGAAAUUAAUACAAAAGUGGUCAUAUUAUGUUUCCUAUGGUAUGUUACAUCUUCAAUAUCCAGCAAUUUGGCUAAAGCUAUCCUGAAAAGGUUUACACAUCCAGUAGCUCUUACCGAAUUACAAUUUUUAGUGAGUGCUAUUCUUUGCCUAUCUUUUGCAUGUCUUGUAAAUUUAUUCCAAAGACCCGAACUGAACCGUGGUGGUUUUGCUAAAACACUUCAGAGCUUCCCCAAGGGGAUUCUUCCAACCUAUAUGAACGGUAACUUCAAUGAAUGUAUUAAAGAGAGGUUUUUAAAACCAGACAAACUAAUUCUAAUGACCACAUUUCCACUCGGUGCAUUCCAAUUCGUUGGUCAUAUAACCUCACACAAGGCAACAUCAUUGGUGUCCAUCUCAUUAGUUCAUUCUAUCAAAUCAUUGUCUCCAAUCAUCACUGUUGCUUAUUAUGCUACAUUUGAGAAAAGAAAAUACAAACCUUUAACUUAUUAUACUUUGGGUCUUUUGAUAAUUGGUGUAAUGAUCACCUGUUGGUCAAGUCAUAAUCAUCAAAAUAAAACAGAAAAUAAAAAUAAUGGUAGUGUCAUAUUGUUAGGUAUAAUUUAUUCCUUCAUCUCUACGAUAAUAUUCGUGACUCAGAAUAUCUUUGCUAAGGGUGUCCUAAGUGUAAAAUUACAAAAAGAAGGUGUACUAUCAGCACCUUCAAGAGAUAAUACAAUGAGAAAACAUGAAAAAUAUACAUCAACCACCCAGAUAGAUAAGAUUACUAUAUUAUUCUAUUGCUCAUGCAUGGGAUUCUUACUUACAUUGGGUCCAUUUCUAACAAACGAAUUGUGGCACGGUUCUAGUUUACGAGCAGACAUGAACAUGACUGUUUUCUUAUUGACAUUAUUCCAUGGGAUAACUCAUUUCAUUCAAGCAAUGUUGGCGUUCCAAUUAAUUGGUCUUCUAUCUACAGUGAAUUACAGUGUUGCUAACAUCAUGAAACGUAUUGUAAUCAUCUCAGUAGCAUUAGUUUGGGAAUCACACCUAAGUUUUAUGCAAUUCUUUGGUUUACUAUUGACAGUCAUGGGUUUAUAUGGAUAUGACAGAUGGGGUUUAUCUCACAAGGAAUCUCGCCAAUUAUAA